AUGAAGACUCUUCUUCUUCUUCUUCCUCUCCUCCUUGUUUCGAGGCCAGUUGGCGGGGGGAAAUGCCACCCCGACGACGAGGCGGGGCUGCUCGGCUUCAAGGCCGGAAUCCCUGCCGACCCAACGGGCUUGCUCUCCUCCUGGAAGCGCGGAACCGACUGCUGCGUCUGGAACGGGGUGACCUGCAGGGAAGGGACCCGAGUCACCGAGCUCAGCCUGUACGGCCGACCCGAAAUCCCCGAGUCUUACCUCUCCGGCCACAUCUCCCCCUCCCUCGCCCUUGCCGGCGAGCUCACCGGCCUCUACCUCCACGACCUCAAGAACCUCACCGGCCCCUUUCCCGCCGCCGUCUUCCGCCUCCCUAAACUCGAGUUCCUGUACAUCGAGAACGCCGCUCUCUCCGGGGUCAUCCCCGACCUCAGCCGACUCGCCGACAGGCUCGGGGCGCUCAGUCUCGCCGGGAACCGAUUCUCCGGGCCCAUCCACCGGUCUAUCACGCGGCUCUCCAAGCUGACCCAGCUCGUCCUCAGCCGCAACCAACUCGCCGGCGGCGUCCCUCCGCCGGUGGGUCGACUCAAGAGCUUGUCCUUCCUCGCCCUCGACCACAACCGCCUCUCCGGCACCAUCCCCGACCUUUCCCCUUUGAGGGAGCUGUAUACUCUCAGGCUUUCCCACAAUCUCCUGGUCGGCGUUAUCCCGCCAUCUCUCGCCGCCCUUGCUCCCCACCUCGCCUACCUCGAGUUAGGUCACAACAGGCUGACCGGGGAGAUCCCCACCUUCCUGGGGAGCUUCACGAAGCUAGAUACUCUCGACCUCUCCGGCAACCGCCUGACUGGUCCAGUACCGGGGAGCUUCAGGAACCUGAGCAAGAUUUUCAACCUCGACCUCUCCGGUAACUCCCUCGUCGACCCUUUUCCGGGGAUGGCGGUGAAGGGGAUCGAGUCCCUCGAUCUCUCCCACAACGACUUCCACCUGGGGAAGAUCCCCCGCUGGGUCUCCUCCUCUCCUAUCAUCUACUCUCUCAAGCUCGCCGGCUGCGGGAUCAAGAUGAGGAUGGAGGACUUCAGGCCGGCGGCUACCUAUUUCUACGACUACAUCGAUCUCUCCGGCAACGAGAUCACUGGGAGCCCGGCGGAGCUGCUGAACCGGACUGAGAUGCUGCUGGGUUUCCGGGCGGCGGGUAACAAGCUCAAGUUCGACGUGGCCGCACUGCCACUGCCCAAAACGCUCCAAGAGCUUGACUUGUCGAGGAACCUGGUCUACGGUAAGGUCCCCGCCGCGGCCGCCGGCAUCAAGGGGCUCAACGUGAGCUACAACCACCUCUGCGGGCGUCUCCCGCCGACGAAGCUCCCGGCGUCGGCUUUUGCGGGCAAUGACUGCCUCUGCGGCCCCCCGCUGCCUCCUUGCCGCCGCCCCGGUUAG
Messenger RNA from Spirodela intermedia, 1422 nucleotides. The record is from the annotation of a GenBank genome assembly. NCBI's taxonomy places the organism in Eukaryota, Viridiplantae, Streptophyta, Magnoliopsida, Alismatales, Araceae.